Molecule: messenger RNA, 4404 nt
Organism: Arabis nemorensis
Lineage: Eukaryota; Viridiplantae; Streptophyta; Magnoliopsida; Brassicales; Brassicaceae
Source: the annotation of a GenBank genome assembly
AUGAAUGCUUCGGUGAAAAUGGAUUGUUCUACAGUUGUUGGUUCGUUUGUAUGGGUGGAAGAUCCGGAGGAGGCAUGGAUAGAUGGUGAAGUGAUUGAAGUUAAAGGAGAAGAGAUUAAGGUCCAAUGUACCUCAGGGAAGACGGUUGAUGUCAAAGUUUCGAAUACACAUCCGAAAGAUAUGGAAGUUCCACCUUCUGGAGUGACUGAUAUGACAACUUUAGCGUAUUUACAUGAACCAGGAGUCUUGCAAAAUAUGAAAUCGAGAUAUUAUAUCGAUGAAAUAUAUACUUACACAGGAAAUAUUUUGAUUGCGGUGAAUCCCUUUAAACAACUAGAGCAUCUUUACAAUGACCAAAUGAUUGCACAAUAUAAAGGAAUGGCCUUAGGAGAUAUGCAACCACAUCCGUUUGCAAUUGCGGAUGCAGCUUACAGACAAAUGAUUAAUGAGGGAAUUAGUCAAUCAGUCUUGGUAAGUGGUGAAAGUGGAGCAGGGAAGACUGAGAGUACUAAAUUGCUUAUGAAAUAUCUGGCGAAAAUGGGAGGUCGAGCUGUUUCUGAUAAAAGGACUGUCGAAAAUCAAGUUUUGGAGUCCAAUCCUGUUUUAGAAGCAUUUGGGAAUGCAAAAACCGUCAGGAACAACAAUUCAAGUCGAUUUGGUAAAUUCGUGGAGAUUCAGUUUGAUCAAGGGGGAAAGAUAUCCGGAGCUGCUGUCAGGACUUAUUUGUUAGAGAAAUCACGGGUUUGUCAGGUGUCGGAUGGUGAAAGAAAUUAUCACUGUUUUUACAUGCUUUGUGCUGCACCGUCUGAGGUCAUUAGAAAACUAAAACUAGACGAUCCACGAAAAUUCCAUUAUCUGAAUCAAUCCCGUUGUAUCGAGUUGGAGGGGAUGGAUGAUUUAAAGGAGUAUAGAAAAACUCUAGAAGCAAUGGACAUUGUUGGGAUAAGUUUAGAGGAGCAGGAAGCAAUAUUUCGAGUUGUGGCAGCUAUUCUUCAUCUAGGUAACAUAGAAUUUGCAAAAGGAGAAGAAGCAGACUCGUCAGUUCCAAAAGACGACAACUCUAAGCACUCCCUGAAGAUUGCUGCUGAGCUUUUCAUGUGUGAUGAGAAGGCACUGGAAGAUUCUCUUUGUAAACGCGUUAUGGUGACACCUGAAGAAACUAUUUCCAGAUGUCUUGAUCCAAAAUCGGCGGCACUGAGCAGAGAUGCGUUUGCAAAAUUUGUGUACUCAAGAUUGUUUGAUUGGAUCGUAAACAAGAUCAAUAAUUCAAUUGGGCAAGAUCCUGACUCGAAAAACAUGAUCGGAGUGCUGGAUAUUUAUGGAUUUGAGAGUUUCAAGACAAACAGUUUUGAACAAUUUUGCAUCAAUUUGACAAAUGAGAAACUUCAGCAACAUUUUAAUAAGCACGUCUCGGAAAUGGAACAAGAUGAGUACAGGAAAGAAGAAAUUGACUGGAACCACAUUAACUUCCCAGAUAAUAAAGAAAUUUUGAAACUUAUUGAGAAGAAACCGGGUGGUAUUAUUGCUCUUCUGGAUGAGGCUUGCAUGUUCCCAAGAUCAACACAUGAAACAUUUUCUCAAAAGCUGUACGAAACGUUAAAAAAGAACAAGUGCUUUAGCAAGCCAAAAUUAGCGCGUACUGACUUCACAAUUUGCCACUAUGCUGGUGAUGUCACUUAUCAAACUGAGCAGUUUCUGGAAAAGAACAAAGAUUAUGUUGUUGCUGAGCAUCAGGCUUUGCUAGGUGCUUCUAGUUGCACUUUUAUUGCAGGUUUAUUUCCUCUUCAAAUUGACGACGCUAACAAAAAGUCGAAGUUCUCUUCUGUAGCUUCGCAAUUUAAGCAACAAUUGGCAUCAUUGGUUGAAAGUCUUAGUACUACUGAGCCUCACUAUAUUCGUUGCGUGAAGCCCAAUAAUCUACUGAAGCCUUCUACAUUUGAGAACCAAAAUGUUCUCCAACAGCUACGUUGUGGGGGUGUGAUGGAGACAAUCAGGAUUUCUCGUGCUGGAUAUCCUACACGUAAACAUUUUGAUGAAUUCCUGGACAGAUUUAGUAUCCUAGCUCCUGUGAAGUUAGAUAAGAGUUCCAAUGAGAAAGCAGCCUGCAAGAAACUUCUGGAGACAGUUGGACUUAAAGAAUACCAGAUUGGGAAAACGAAGGUUUUCCUCAGGGCUGGGCUGAUGGCUAUAUUAGAUGCUCGGAGGACUGAGGUCUUAGGAAAAUCAGCCAGAAUUAUACAGAAGAAAUUCCGCUCCUACCGGCUCCUCAACGCUGCGAUAAAUAUGCAGGCUGUUUGCAGAGGUGAACUUGCUCGACAUAGAUUUGAGGACUUGCGCAGAAAAGAAGCUGCUGCUUUGAAGAUCCAGAGAGCGUUGCGGAUCUACCUUGAUAGGAAGGCUUACACAGAAGCUGUUAUUACAGUUCAGUCAGGUUUGCGCGGUAUGGCUUCUCGUGAUGUACUACAAAGGAAGACCAAGGCCAUAAUUGUGAUUCAGAGAUAUCGCCGUAGAUUCCUGGCCGAAUCGCACUACAAGAAGCUGAAGAAAGCAGCAAUUGCAACACAAAGUGCAUGGAGAGCAAGGCUAGCCCGUAAAGAACUGCGAGAGCUAAAGAUGGCUGCAAAGGAAACUGGAGCCCUUCAAGCUGCCAAGAGUAAGCUUGAGAAGCAAGUGGAUGAACUCACAUGGAAACUGCAGCUUGAGAAAAGCAUGAGGGUGGACGUGGAAAAAAGUAAAACACAAGAAAAUGCAAAACUGCAAUUAGCAUUGGAAGAAAUACAACUCCAGUUCAAGGAAACCAAAGCGUCUCUCUUAAAGGAAGUGGAAGCUGCGAAAAAUACAGUAAAAAUUGUUCCUGCAGUAAAAGAGGUUCCUAUUGUUAACACCGAGCUAAUGGAAAAACUCAAGAAUGAAAAUGAAAAACUCAAGUCCCUGGUAAGUUCGCUGGAGCAGAAGAUUGAUGAGACAGAGAAAAGAUUCGAGGAGACGAGCAAAAUUAGUGAGGAGAGGCUGAAGCAGGCUUUAGACGCUGAAAACAAAAUUGUGAAUUUAAAGACAGCCAUGCACAAACUCGAAGAGACAUUAGAGGAUGUGAAAUUUGAAAAUCAACUUUUGAAGCAAUCUAUCUUGACCACGCCUGUUAAGACAGCAUCAGGACGUUUCCCUACUACUAGCGAAGAAAAGCAACUCAAUGGAGCUGAGUUUACAACACCGCCAAGGAUACAAGAAUCAGGAUCUGACGCUAAGUCGAGGGGAUCCCAUAUUGAUCCUCGACAUGAGGAUGUAGAUGCCCUUAUCAACUGUGUCACAGAAAAUGUUGGAUUUAGCCAGGGGAAGCCUGUUGCGGCAUUUACCAUCUACAAAUGUCUUCUUCAUUGGAAAUCUUUUGAAGCAGAGAGAACCAAUUUGUUUGAUCGUCUUGUUCAAAUGAUUGGUUCUGCUAUUAAGGAUGAAGAUGACAACGCUAAUUUGGCAUAUUGGUUAUCCAAUACCUCGACCUUAAUGUUCAUGCUCCAACAAAGUCUCAAAUCUGGAGGAACUCCAUUUCGAAAGUCGCCUUCCUUGGUCCGAUGGAUGACCAAGGGUUUCCGUUCUCCAGCGGCUGAAGCGAUUCGCCCAGUUGACGCCAAGGAUCCAGCUUUGCAUUUCAAGCAGCAGCUUGCAGCAUAUGUUGAAAAGAUUAUUGGAAUUAUUUGGGAUAAUCUGAAAAAAGAGUUGAACACUUUCCUUACUCUCUGCAUCCAGGCACCAAAGACAUUUAAGGGGACUGGGCUAAUAUCUACAAGCACUGCUAAAUACUGGCAAGGGAUUAUUGAAGGCUUAGAUGCACUGCUAAGCACACUGAAAGAGAACUUUGUUCCUCCGGUUCUAAUCCAGAAGAUAUUCUCUCAGGCUUUCUCACUCAUUAAUGUCCAAAUAUGUAACAGCCUUGUCACGCGACCAGAUAACUGUUCAUUUAUCAAUGGAGAAUAUGUUAAAUCUGGUUUAGAAAAGUUAGAGAAAUGGUGCUCCGAAACAAAAGAAGAGUAUGCUGGCUCAUCCUGGGAUGAACUCAAACAUACCAGACAAGCUGUUGGAUUCUUGCUCAUUCAUAAGAAAUACAAAAUCUCAUACGAUGAGAUUGCAAAUGAUCUGUGUCCAAGCCUUAGAAUACAGCAGCAUUUCAAACUAUGUACUCUGUACAAAGAUGAGAUCUACAACACAAAAAGUGUUUCCCAAGAUGUCAUUUCAAGCAUGACAGGCGUUAUGACAGACAGCAGCGACUUCUUGUUAAACGAUGAUUCUAGCAACAACAUUUCCUUCUUGAUCGACGAUUUAUCUAGUUCAAUGCAAGAUAAGGAUUUUGCCCAAGUGAAACCUGCUGAGGAACUUCUGGAAAAUCCAGCUUUUGUUUUCUUACUAUAG